Molecule: messenger RNA, 1845 nt
Organism: Arvicanthis niloticus (Nile rat)
Lineage: Eukaryota; Metazoa; Chordata; Mammalia; Rodentia; Muridae
Source: RefSeq, a predicted model, not a curated record
CAAGGAGACCUGCCAUGGCCGCAGCUGCACGCGCUCGAGUCAUACACUUGCUGAGGCACCUGCAAAGCACAGCAUGCCAGUGCCCAACUCACUCUCAUACUUACUCCCAAGCCCCUGGACUCUCACCUUCGGGAAAAACAACAGAUUACGCCUUUGAGAUGGCUGUCUCAAAUAUUAGAUAUGGAGCAGGAGUUACAAAGGAAGUGGGCAUGGAUCUACAGAACAUGGGAGCUAAGAAUGUUUGCUUGAUGACAGACAAGAACCUCUCCCAGCUCCCUCCUGUACAAAUAGUUAUGGAUUCCCUAUCGAAGAAUGGCAUCAGUUUUCAGGUUUAUGAUGACGUGAGGGUGGAACCUACAGAUAGAAGCUUCAUGGAUGCAAUUGAAUUUGCCAAAAAGGGAGCCUUUGAUGCCUAUGUUGCUGUGGGUGGGGGCUCCACCAUGGACACCUGUAAAGCCGCUAAUCUGUAUGCAUCCAGCCCUCGUUCUGAGUUCCUUGAUUAUGUCAAUGCCCCCAUUGGGAAGGGGAAGCCAGUGACUGUGCCUCUUAAACCUCUGAUCGCAGUUCCAACAACCUCAGGGACGGGAAGUGAGACUACCGGAGUUGCCAUUUUUGACUAUGAACGUUUGAAGGUAAAAACUGGCAUUGCUUCACGAGCCAUCAAACCCACCCUAGGACUGGUUGACCCCCUGCACACUCUCCACAUGCCUUGCCAGGUGGUUGCCAACAGUGGCUUCGAUGUCCUUUGCCACGCCCUGGAGUCGUACACUGCCAUUCCCUACAGCAUGCGGAGCCCCUGCCCUUCCAAUCCCAUCCAGCGACCAGCGUACCAGGGUAGCAACCCAAUCAGCGACAUCUGGGCAGUCCGUGCACUGAGGAUUGUUGCCAAAUAUCUGAAGAGGGCUGUCAGAAACCCUGAUGAUCUGGAAGCAAGGUCUAACAUGCACUUGGCAAGCGCCUUCGCUGGCAUCGGCUUUGGAAAUGCUGGUGUUCAUCUGUGCCAUGGCAUGUCUUACCCAAUUUCAGGCUUAGUGAAGGCAUAUAAAGCCAAGGAAUAUAAUGUGGAUCAUCCUCUGGUGCCCCAUGGCCUUUCCGUGGUACUCACGUCUCCUGCAGUGUUCACCUUCACAGCCCAGAUGUUUCCAGAGCGGCACCUGGAGACAGCAGAAAUAUUAGGAGCCAACAUCCGCACUGCCAGGAUCCAAGAUGCUGGGCCUGUGUUGGCAGAUGCCCUCCGAAAAUUCCUAUUUGACCUAAAUGUUGAUGAUGGUCUGGCUGCCCUUGGUUAUUCCAAGGAUGACAUCCCUUCAUUGGUGAAAGGAACACUGCCCCAGGAAAGGGUCACGAAGCUUGCGCCCCGUGCCCAGUCAGAAGAGGAUUUGUCUGCUUUGUUUGAAGCAUCAAUGAAACUGUACUGAUUAAAGUAUUAGUGGAAAGAAUUACCAUUGUCCCUUGCAACAGAAGUUACAGAUAGCCGAAGUUGAUCAGGGUUGGCCCUUGUCGUCUUAUCUCCACACCUAAUUCGCCUGUUAUUGGUUUAAAUGUGAUGUGAUUGUAUCCUUUGGGGGAACCCCAGGGGUCAGUGUUUCUGCACCAAAACCCAUCAAAUACGUAAAUAUGUCUAUGUCCAAACACUGAAUGUCUAGAAAGUCACCCUGAAGAAAUACUAGCAUUAGUGUGCGAAAAAAAAAAAUAAUGCAUACUAGGAUACACACAAGAAUGUUUUCUUACAGUAUUUUUGGAUAGUAAAAAUUAAAAUAAUCUAAAUAUUCAUUACUAAGUGAAUCCUAAUAUAGUAAAUGAUAGAAUACUGUGGUAUUAUUAAUAAAAAUGAAGUAAAAGUCU